GAAGGGACUCCAUUAGCCCCAGCACAGACGAGUUCUCACGGCAGCUCCUGUGCCUCUCCCGCCUCCGCCCGCGCUCCGCUCCCAGACACGGAACAUCCGCAGCUGCUGCACUGAAUUCUGCUGCUGUGCCGGUCAGGUGGGGGCGAUGCCGAGCUGCAUAGUGAAGGGCUGCACCCACUACACGGGCAUGAAGGCCAACCACCCGCUGCUGACCAUGCACGUCUUCCCGCGGGAGCUCAGCCGCAUCAAGCUCUGGCUGCAGCAGAUCGGCCAGAACUUCGGGGACCUCGACUCUUUUGCCUCUAAGGUUUUUGAUGCGUCGAGGACUGGUAAAUACCGCAUUUGCUCCGCCCACUUUGCUCCCGACAGCUACACCUCCCAGGGGAGCCGGAUUGUGCUGAAAAACGACGCCAUCCCCACCCUGUUCCCCGGGACCUUCCCGCAUCCUCCGCCGGACUGGAAGCCGGACACUGCAGCUAAAACUGACAGUACGGACACCUCUGCGCCAAAGGCCGUCGCCCAGAAGGAGGCGGGGCCUCAGCCUAAAGCAGACACUAAUAAGAGGCUUCAGGAGGGAGUGCGCUGGAACCCAAAGGCCAGGCUGGGCCGAACCCCCGGCCCCCCGAAGGAGCCACUCCUGGACGUCAAUGGCCGAUUCUCGGGCGUCGUGCGAAGAGACUCGAAGACCAAACCAAACGAGCUCCGCAACAACUGGACCGUAACAAUCCCACCAGACGCCACGGAGGAGAACCGGCGCGCCUUGUGGUCUCUGGAAAAUUUAUUGGUCUCCCUCCUGCAGCAUCUGGCACACGCUCCUCUCACCUCCCGACCACAAAAACACAAGACCAGCCGCCUGCUGAACCAGACCGCCGAGAUCGUGUCCGUGCUGACCGGAGAGGAAUGGACGGUUGUGAAGAAGAAUUCUCACAUCAGCAAGUUCUACAACAUGAUCCGAGAGGUUCCCAUCAAGUGCGGGGAUGUGGCGGUGUUCUUCUCCAUGGAUGAGUGGGACUACAUCGAGGACCACGAGGAGCAUUACAAGCACGUGAUGGUGGAAGAACCCAAGAACCCCAUUGUCACCAUAGACGACCCCAAAACCGAAUUCUUUCCCGAGAUGCAAUGUGAACAGAGGCUGAACUUCGCUGACUUGGACUUUGGGAGUUCCCUGGACUUCCUGCCGAGCCCCGCCACUUUCCCGCCGCCGCUGACAGAUAAAGAGCAAAUAGAAAGAGAAGAGAUUGAAGUUCUUGAGAUGAGCUGUGUCUCGGAGGAUGUCAUUGACGAACCGGCGACCGCCACACCUCAGACGGAGAGAAUAGAUUCUUCCUCAGGAGACAAGGAUGUUGGGGGUCGCUUGGACGUCGCCCGGAGCCCCGCGUCACCCCCAGUACAGAAAGAAAAGCACAAAGAAAAAAGAAAAGAUGACAUUGACGAAACUCUGGAGGUGACUUGUUGUACAGAUGAUGAUGACGACAUGCCUGAGCCCCCAAAAAGAAGGGACGCUUCCCCAAAAAGAAGGGACGCUUCCCCAAAAAGAAGGGACGCUUCCCCAAAAAGAAGGGACGCUUCCCCAAAAAGAAGGGACGCUUCCCCAAAAAGAAGGGACGCUUCCCCAAAAAGACGGGACGCUUCCCCAAAAAGACGGGACGCUUCCCCAAAAAGACGGGACGCUUCCCCAGCAGCAGAUGCGGUAGAAGAAUCGGAGUCCGCCAGCUCGGAGUUGUGGAUUGCACAGGACGGUACAACUUCUUCUACGUGGAUCCCACAAGACGACCCGAGGCCCAAAGGACGAAACAGCUUUAAGUAUGGUAAACAUGCUGGCAGAAUCCAGUGUCCGGUCAGCCUGUCCGGUAUCACCAUCUGUUUACCGGAGCAGCCCCUGAAGAGAGCAGAGUCCGCACGGGACCCCCGCUGCGACCUCUGUGACCUCAGCUUCCCUGAUAAAUACGAACUGGAUCUGCACCAGAUCACACACAGUAAGAAGCAGCGGCUGUGACCACCCUGCACCCCCUUACAGCGGGAGAGGGGAGUCCACCCGAGGCACGGACAGAAAACCAUGACGGGACUGUGGCCGCACCUGCCGGCAUAAUGAGCCUCGUCUGUAAAGAUGGCGUCACGGUAAAGUCUGGUCGUCGUUUUUUUUUUUUUUUUCGUUUUUUUUAAAAAG
Messenger RNA from Bufo gargarizans (Asiatic toad), 2167 nucleotides. RefSeq lists its product as uncharacterized. NCBI's taxonomy places the organism in Eukaryota, Metazoa, Chordata, Amphibia, Anura, Bufonidae. Gene Ontology annotation, molecular function: sequence-specific DNA binding. The record is from RefSeq and is a predicted model, not a curated record. The coding region runs from base 146 to 1996 and encodes 616 amino acids. The transcript is spliced from 12 exons.